GCGGCCUCAGCCGUCCGAGAGCGGCUGUUGCCUCCGCGGGCCCCCAUGGCGGCGGCCGGCCCGGUCCUUUCCCCAGAGGCGGAGGAAGAGGAGGAGGCCGACGAGGAGCUCCUGCAGCUGGAGACGGACCCGCCGGCCGUGGUGGUCUCCGGGCGGGCGGCGCGGGCCGCUCCCGGCGGCGCCGUCCGCGUCUCCGCCGGCCGAGACCUCUCCGAGGCGGCCUAUGAGGACCAAGAGGCGGCCGAGGGGGACGGCGAGGAGUCGGAGCCGCUCCUGGGCGCGGCGGCAGCGGCGGGCUGGAGCCGGCGCGCAGUACACACAGGAAAUGUUGGAAGUACUGCAGAGAUGAAUUUCUUUUUGGAUGAUCCUGAAUUUGCUGAAAUCAUGCAGCGAACGGAACAAGCCAUAGAAAAUGAAGUCUUUCCAGAAAGAAUCUCCCAAGGUUCCAGUGGAAGCUACUUUGUCAAAGACUCUAAGAGAAAAAUUAUUGGAGUAUUUAAACCCAAAUCUGAAGAGCCUUAUGGUCAUCUGAAUCCAAAAUGGACCAAAUAUUUCCACAAAAUCUGUUGCCCUUGCUGUUUUGGCAGAGGCUGUCUUGUUCCUAAUCAGGGAUAUCUCUCUGAAACUGGUGCCUGUCUUGUGGACAGUAAACUAGGAUUAGGAGUGGUACCUAAAACAAAGGUUGUCUGGAUUGUUAGCGAGACAUUCAACUACAAUGCAAUAGACCGUGCAAAAUCAAGAGGCAAAAAAUACGCUUUAGAAAAAGUGCCAAAAGUUGGCAAAAAAUUCCAUCGAAUUGGACUACCUCCUAAGGUUGGCUCCUUUCAGCUUUUUGUUGAAGGUUACAAAGAGGCUGACUAUUGGCUCAGGAAAUUUGAAACAGAUCCCUUGCCUGAGAAUACAAGGAAACAGUUUCAGUCACAGUUUGAAAAGCUGGUUGUGCUUGAUUAUGUUAUCAGAAAUACUGACCGAGGCAACGAUAAUUGGUUAGUCAAAUAUGAAAAGCCGAGCGAUGGGACUGAUCUUUCUGAUAAGGAAAUCCAGUGGAUUAAUGAAAAAGAACCUCUUAUUAAAAUUGCAGCAAUUGAUAACGGUCUAGCUUUUCCUUUCAAGCAUCCUGAUGAGUGGAGAGCAUAUCCAUUCCACUGGGCUUGGCUUCCACAAGCGAAGGUCUCCUUUUCUCAAGAAACAAUAGAUUUAAUACUUCCUCGUAUUUCUGACAUGAAUUUUGUACAGGAUCUAUGUGAAGAUCUUUAUGAACUUUUUAAGACUGAUAAAGGGUUUGACAAAGCUACAUUUGAAAACCAAAUGUCUGUGAUGAGAGGACAGAUACUUAACCUUACUCAGGCAUUAAAAGAUGGAAGAAGUCCUCUUCAGCUUGUCCAGAUGCCUCGCGUGAUUGUGGAAAGAAGUCAUGGUGGAAGUCAAGGAAGGAUCGUCCACUUGAGCAAUGCAUUUACACAGACUUUUCACAGCCGGAAGCCUUUUUUUUCCUCCUGGUAAAAGAUGAGCAAAGAUCUUUAGUUUAGCAAGAUGUUCUACUGUGUAAAGAUUUCUGAAUAAUUUUUCUGUGCCCCCAAAUGCUGGACUGCCAAAACCUCAAAAGUUUUAUAUUUUGAAUGUACUAAGUUUACAGUUCAUUUAAAAUUGUGAAAUUUUACAUCAGGGAAAAGAGGAGCUUGUCCUAAACUGUAUUUUUAUAGACGGUUCGAUGUUUUCUGUAUUUAGUUUUGAAGGGGGGGGGGAAUAAAAGUUUACAAAUGCCAAAGACUACUUUUGACUCAAUUGGAAAAAAAUACUCUGUUGCACAAAGUAUCAGAAAUUAGAAUCUAAUUUUCUACAUAGAAUUGAAGUACCUGGCCUUUUAUUUCAUUGCAUAGUUGUCUCUCAGCCAUCUUAACCUAGUAUACAGGACCAAUACCACUACAUCUGCAUUUGGAAAAUAAAGGGUUUGGAGGUGGGUUAAACCCAUGUUGGUAGUCCAGAGGAAACAUAAUUAUGUCAUAUUGCUCACACCCUGUUUGCAUUGAAUGCAGGCAGUUUUAAGGGCCGGCUAGCACAUGCCCCACUAUGGGUUGCUUGUUUUGGGAAAAGAAUGAGUACUGGCCAAUGCCUCUUCACCACUGUUGCAUGCCUAAUUUAAUGCACAGCCUAUGUCUGCAUUUUUAGGUAUGGGCUCCGUCCAUGCUAAAAAAAAGAAUUGAACAGCGCUCGUUUACAAAUGUGUUUUUCUUGGGGGUGCACAGUUUUAGGAGUACAGUUCCAGGUUUUCAUUCCUCUUUCUUCAGUCUUUUUUUCUGUGUAAAAAAUUGAGCCAGUUACAUAUGACUUUGUUGAUGCUUAAAGAUAUCCUUUUGAAGAAAAUAAAAGGCAUUGUUAACAUCAUUUUACUUGGUACUGAGAAGUAAAAUAUUCCAAGAAUUUUUGGUGUUCUGGACCAAGAACUGGAUGAGGGUAAUGCUACCAAAAAUGACAAUAGGUUGAUUUUUGUGAGAUUAUAUGUACUCAUAAAUGUAUGCUUCAGUCUUGUGAUUCUUUUGUCAGGAUGAUGAACUGAGAAAAUACUGAAUUUUAUUAGAACAAUAUUUCUGCUGCAAUUUUGUCAUAGCACUGGGAUUUUGAAACUUUUACCAAAGCCAAUUAAAUUCACUAACUGAAACCAAAG
Messenger RNA from Candoia aspera, 2665 nucleotides. RefSeq names its product phosphatidylinositol 4-kinase type 2 beta (gene PI4K2B). Gene Ontology annotation, cellular component: lysosomal membrane; plasma membrane; endosome. The record is from RefSeq and is a predicted model, not a curated record. NCBI's taxonomy places the organism in Eukaryota, Metazoa, Chordata, Lepidosauria, Squamata, Candoiidae. Gene Ontology annotation, molecular function: 1-phosphatidylinositol 4-kinase activity. The transcript has 10 exons. Bases 46 to 1503 code for a protein of 485 amino acids. Gene Ontology annotation, biological process: phosphatidylinositol phosphate biosynthetic process; Golgi organization; endosome organization.